AUGACCAAUAUUAAGAAACCGUAUGCUGGCGUGCAAAUUGAAGCUGAUAUCGGCAAUGAGUUGUCUAGCAUUACGACAAUCUUUGCCAAUCCAAAUCCACUGGUGGGCCCAGAAUCUACACAAUUACGAUGUCCACAAUGUAAAUGCACCGUGAGGACGAAUGUUAAAUAUAAUUCGACCCCAAAAACGCAUUUGGCGUGUACAUUGCUUGCAUGGACUUGCUGUUGCUGCUGUUUGCCGUAUUGCAUGAACUCAUGCCGAAAUGCAAACCAUUUCUGCCCCAUGUGUGACACUUUCAUAGGCACCUACCCGUCCUAA
Molecule: messenger RNA, 318 nt
Organism: Bactrocera tryoni
Lineage: Eukaryota; Metazoa; Arthropoda; Insecta; Diptera; Tephritidae
Product: lipopolysaccharide-induced tumor necrosis factor-alpha factor homolog
Exons: 2
Coding region: 1-318 (105 amino acids)
Molecular function (GO): zinc ion binding
Source: RefSeq, a predicted model, not a curated record